Molecule: messenger RNA, 1459 nt
Organism: Limulus polyphemus (Atlantic horseshoe crab)
Lineage: Eukaryota; Metazoa; Arthropoda; Merostomata; Xiphosura; Limulidae
Product: serpin B6-like
Exons: 2
Coding region: 137-1351 (404 amino acids)
Molecular function (GO): serine-type endopeptidase inhibitor activity
Source: RefSeq, a predicted model, not a curated record
CUGCUAAAAGUACAGCUGGUUGCGUCAUAGUGUUUCGUAUAAAGGAGUGAGUACAAACCAGCCUCGGUUACAGAGGAGUAAUACCCGUACAAUAAGCUGUGAAGUGGUUCUCUGAACGGUUAAUAUCGGCAAAGUUAUGUUGUUGUUAUCCAUGACAAUUAUUUUGGGAACCUUAACCAUUCAUGAUGCUGUCCCUCUAGAGGAUCAGAAUGAUGUUGGCAACCCUGUGAAAAGAAAUUACAGAUUCGUCGAAGCCAACAACCAGUUUGCUUUGUCUAUUCUAAAUGCACUUGAUAAGAAAAAUAAUAUAAUUAUGUCCCCUUGGAGCUUCUCAAUGACUCUGGGAAUGGCCUACCUUGGUGCUUCGGGUAGUUCAGCUCGGGAAAUGGAAGAAGUUUUGGGGUAUCGAUCUGCGGGAAUUGAAAGAGAUCUGGUUCAUGAUGGCUUUAGAAUAGAGGAAAGUGCACUAAAGAGGGUUCACGGUAAGAAUGAACUGAGCAGCGCUAACGUGGUUCUUGUCCAGGAAGGAUACACUUUAUCCAAGUCCUAUAAAGAUGACUUAAAACGAUACUACAACUCGUCAACCACAGAAAUAAACUUCACGAGACCACAGUCUGUACUCCAGUGGGUCAACGCCUGGGGAUACUGGACUUCAAAUAGCAAGAUCAAACAAAUAUUGACAGAAACACCACCAAAAACCACCAAACUGAUGUUGCUGAAUGGCGUAUAUUUCAAGGGUAAUUGGUUGAAUCCUUUUAACCCUGAACACACUCGUUUAGAAGAUUUCACCAAUGAAAAUGGUCGAAAAGUGACUGUCCCUAUUAUGCACAUGAUUAAUAAUGUAUCCUAUGUUGCAUAUCACAAGUUGGGCGUCUAUGCUGUAAACUUUCCUUACGAUGGAGAAGACAUUAAUAUGAUGGUGCUUCUUCCAACAGAAAAUAACAACUUAAAUGCUGUAGAAGACAAACUUACAACGGCUGUACUGGAAGACAUAUUGGCGCAGAUGGAAAUGCAAACAAUAAAUGUUGGCUUCCCGAAAUUUGAGCUAAAAGACGAUCGCAAAAUGAAGGAAACAUUGAAGUCCUUAGGCAUGCAAUCAGCAUUCAGUGAAAAUGAAGCUGAUUUUUCGAGGAUUGCAGAAACACGCGACCUCUACUUAGAAGAGGUCAUCCACAAAGCUGUUAUCCAAGUUAACGAGAAUGGUACAGAAGCAAAUGCAAACACUGUUAUACCGUUAAUGAACAAACGAAAACUUCCCGAGUUCUUUGCAAAUCGACCAUUUCUCUUCUUGAUCCGCAACAUGCGAAGUGGUGCCAUCCUCUUUAUAGGACAUGUCGUUCAACUAGAGUGACCAUACAUCAUAUCGUUGGAUAAGCUUGUUUAUCUAUAAGAGACUUUGUGUAUCCUAUCUUUAGAGCACUGCAUCUUUGUAAUCGAACUCUGUAUCUACUCUUGUCUA